This is a messenger RNA of Drosophila simulans, 401 nucleotides long. RefSeq names its product serine palmitoyltransferase small subunit B. Bases 36 to 350 code for a protein of 104 amino acids. The record is from RefSeq and is a predicted model, not a curated record. Lineage: Eukaryota; Metazoa; Arthropoda; Insecta; Diptera; Drosophilidae. The transcript is spliced from 2 exons.
CCGUCCACAUCGCCUGACAUCGAUUGCACAAGCCCAUGUCGCAAAGCAUGUUCCCAAAGCUGGCCGAGGAUUAUGCGAAGUUCAAGCGCUAUGUGAAAUGGCUGUACACCCUCUACGAGCUGAACACACAGAUCGCCAUAUGUGAGCCGUGGGAAAAGGUCUUCCUCAAUGUCCUCCUCGGCAGCUUCGUCUCCCUGAUCCUCUACGCAUCCUUUGCCUUUGUGCCGGGCUAUUGUGUCACCGUCUUCCAGCUUUUGUGGCCCCAAACGAGCGUACAAAAUCUCACCAGCGUUUGCAGUGCGAGUACGGAGGGCUUUUGCGCCAACGAAAGCGGAUCAGUAAUAACAUAAUCUUAGUGUAGCUUAUCUUAAUCAAUAAAUAAUUUAAUACCUAGCGGCUAA